Messenger RNA from Notothenia coriiceps (black rockcod), 3342 nucleotides. Its product is annotated as laminin subunit alpha-5-like. Gene Ontology annotation, molecular function: signaling receptor binding. Gene Ontology annotation, biological process: regulation of cell adhesion; regulation of cell migration; regulation of embryonic development. The record is from RefSeq and is a predicted model, not a curated record. Lineage: Eukaryota; Metazoa; Chordata; Actinopteri; Perciformes; Nototheniidae. Bases 1 to 3342 code for a protein of 1113 amino acids. The transcript is spliced from 25 exons.
AUGCACAUGCGCGCCAUAGAGAACUACAGCAGUACGCUGGAUGACAGCCGGAGUCGGGCCGACGUGCUCGAGGCUGAGAUCGCUAAUAUCGACGAUGACAUCACUGAGCUGAAGGACAAGGCGACAGCGGUGACCUACAAAGUGGGUUCCCUGGGCAACAGCACCAUUAAAACACACCAGAGAGCGGAAGACCUGCUGUCCUUUAUCAACAACAUAACCAUGGAUAUAAACGAAAUCUUGAUGAUGGCGAACCGCUCCUUGCUGAAUAACACCGAGGCGUACCAGGACGACACUGAGAGGGAGAGGAAGAUGAGGGAGGUGCAGGCCAUGAUGAGGGAGAUGAGGUUCAGGAGCUGCGCGGGGCAGAAGAAGAUAGCUGACAGGGAGAAGACCGAGGCGCAGAAAUUGCUGGAUCGUGUUAACAAGGAGUUGGCCAAUCGUCAGGGAAAAAACAGCGACAUGGCCAAGACUAUCAAAGACCGCCUGGCACGCUUCCACUCGGAGAUGAUGGAUCUGCGAGACGCCCUGAACGAAGCCGUAAACAACACGGCCAGGGCCGCGGAGAUCAACAACAACAAUGAGAAAUCGCUGGAGGACAACCAGAGGAGGGUAGAUGACCUGGUGAUGAAGCAGAAGGAGGUGGAGGAUCAUUUGCAGAUGGCUGAAGAUGACGUAGCGCAUGUCAACGAUGUGCUGUCCAUGCUGCACGACUCCAAAGAGGAGUACGAGCGCUUGGCGGCUCAGCUGGACGGCGCGCGGACACCUCUGGCAACUAAAGUGCAGAACUUUGCUUCGGCCGAAUCCAAAAUUCCUCUGGUGGAAGAAGCAGAGAAACACGCGGAGCUGCUGAACACUUUAGCCAUGAACCUGACCGAUUUGGUUGCAGAAAGCAAGAAGGGGGGAUUUGUGGAUGUGACACAUGCCUACAACAAGAUCAUCAACAGCAUCAAGGACGCAGAGGAGGCCGCCAAGAUGGCUGAAAAGGCUGCAAACGACACUAUGGAGAACAUAAAGAACCAGGAUCUCAGUCAGAUCGCAGAUUCUCUGAGGAACCACAGCGUGGAGCUGAAGGACGAAGUGGAGAAGCUGGGCGAUGAACUCAACAACGAACUGAAGCCGCAGCUGGUAGACGCUGAGAGGCGACUGAAGGAGGCCAAAACCAAACAGCUCGACGUGAUGAAAGACCUGGAGCUGGUUCAGAAAAACCUCAACUUCGCCUCAAACGUGAGUCAGGAGAUCAGCGAGGCGAAGCAAGCGGCUGAUUUAGCGAACACCACGGCCACACAGAUCAACGAUGCCCUGCGUCCCAUUAAAGAGAAGCUGGACCAAUGGCAGCAGACGUACGGGGACGCCAACGCCACCAACGAAGACAUCAACAACGCUCUGAUGGAGGCCAACAAAACCGUGCACACGCUGGGUGAUACUAUUCCUCUGCUCAUGAAGAAGUUGGACAAACUGCAGAACCACUCGGCGCAGAUGCCAAACAUCUCGGAGAACAUCAGCCGCAUCCGGCAGCUCAUCCAGCAGGCGCGCAACGCUGCCAGCAAGGUUGGCGUGCCGGUGAAGUUUAACGGGGGGGCGGGUGUUCAGGUCCGAACGCCACACAACCUGGCCGACCUCGCCGCCUACACCUCCCUGAAGUUCUACAUCACUCUGCCGGAGGCGGCCCGCACCCGUCGCCAGGACAACAGCGACAAACAGUUCAUCUUCUACCUCGGCAACAAGGAUUCCAGUAAGGAGUUCCUGGGCAUGGCGUUGGUGGGGAAGAGACUGCUCUGGUACUUCAACAUUGGAGGAGAAACUGCUGAGGUGCUGAUGCCUGAAGAAGUCAAAUCUAAUGGGGACUUCAACAGCAUCGUGCUGGAGAGGGUCCUGCAGUACGGUCAGAUGUCGAUGUCUUCAGAAGCGGAGGGAGACCCUCUGGUCACUAAAGCCUACAAGGAGGCGAGGGGGGAUCAGGGUCUGCUCAACCUCCUCACCGACAACACUGUGUUCUACGUGGGAGGGUACCCCAAAUCCUUCAAGCCCCCCGCUGAGCUCGCUCUGCCGAACUUUAAAGGUUGCAUCGAGCUAGAUACGCUCAACGAGGAAGUGCUGAGUCUGUAUAACUUUGAAAACGUCUUCAAACUCAACACCACCGAUGAGAAACCCUGUGGCAGGCUGAAGCCGGUGCUGACUCAGCCCUGGGUGAAUGACGCGGCGUAUUUCGACGGUACCGGCUAUGCUGAGAUCACCUUUUCUGAAGAAGCGUCUCGCAUUCAGCGUUUCGACCAGGAAGUGAAGCUGAUCUCACACAACGGCAUUCUGCUCCUGCUGCAGAAGGAGGAUCAGUUCCUGUGUCUGGCGGUGCUUAAGGGCAUCCUGAGAGUUUUCUACGACUUCACUGGUGUUCUGGUGGAGCUCCAGCCUAAAGACCCUUCAUCUGAUUUCAUGAAGAUCAGUGACGGCGACACCAAAGCUCUGGAGAUCAUCAUCAUGCGCCCGACCCGUGUCGUGGUGAGGAACACCCGGAACGUCCUCUACAACCAAGAGUUCACAGAGAGCAUCCCCCCCUUCACCGGCAUCUUCUACCUCGGAGGAGUCCCGGAGAACAAGAUGCCACUGAAGUUGAAGUCCAUGUUCUCUAAGCAGGGCUCUCUGAAGGGCUGCUUCAGGAACGUCAGGUCCCCCGGAGGCGCCCACGUCGACCUGAAGAGGAUGAAGAGCUCCGGAGUCAGCUUCGGCUGCAACAGCGACCUGCUGGUGGCUCGUGAGGCUCAUUUCUCCGGGCAGAGCUACCUGGACUUGGCUCUGACAAACAUCCCCAGCCUCAGGGACAACUUCUACGCCAGCUUCAGCUUCAGGACGGAUCAGAAGGAGGGACUCAUGUUCUACCACCACGAUAAGGUUGGAGUGUGUCAGGUGUUUCUGCACGAGGGCCACGUCGUCGUGAGAGCUGGAAACAGUGAGAUAAAGACGCUGAAGACGUACAACGAUGACAACAGCCACUACAUCUCUGUCUACAACAACAACAAAGGGAUGCGUCUGUACAUGGACGAUUCCAUCGAGAAAGCGAAGGAGAACCGGAUGGAGAGAAGAGCGGGGGUGGUGACGUCCACAGAGGGAACAACCUUCCUCGGAGGAACGCCCAACCAAAGCCUCACCAACCUCACCGGAUGCAUCAGCAACGUUUUCAUCAAGAGGGACACCGAUACUCAGAUGGUUUUGAACCUGUUUAAAGUGAAAGAAAAUGUCAACGUUCCUAUGGACUGUCCCGCUGCCAAAAAACCUCAGCAGAUCGUCUCCUCUCCGCCCAAACAGAGCAACAAACCCAAGGGGAAGCGCAGAGAGGAGGGUGAGUAG